AUGGCCGUAGGAAAGAACAAGAGAUUGUCCAAGGGCAAGAAGGGCCUGAAGAAGCGAGUAGACCCAUUUGCUCGCAAGGACUGGUACUCGCUCAAGGCCCCGUCAACUUUCAACGUCCGAGAUGUCGGCAAGACGCUCGUCAACCGAACCACCGGUUUGAAGAACGCCAACGAUGCUCUCAAGGGCCGCAUUUUCGAGGUCUCGCUCGCCGACCUUCAGAAAGAUGAGGACCACUCAUUCCGCAAGGUCAAACUCCGCGUCGACGAGGUCCAAGGCAAGAACUGCCUGACCAACUUUCACGGUUUGGACUUCACCUCCGACAAGCUCCGAUCGCUUGUGCGCAAGUGGCAAUCCCUCAUCGAGGCCAACGUUGUCGUCAAGACCACCGAUGACUACCUCCUCCGACUUUUCUGCAUCGCCUUCACCAAGCGACGACCCAACCAGAUUCGCAAGACCACAUACGCACGAUCAUCGCAAAUCAAGGCUAUCCGGAAGAAGAUGAUGGAUAUCAUGACCCGCGAGGCUCAGAGCUGCACCCUCAGCCAGCUGACCACCAAGCUCAUCCCGGAGGUCAUCGGACGCGAGAUUGAGAAGAGCACACAGGGCAUCUACCCUCUCCAGAACGUCCACCUCCGCAAGGUCAAGCUCAUCAAGGCACCCAAAUUCGACCUUGGUAACCUUCUUUCGCUGCACGGCGAGUCGUCGACCGAUGACUCAGGCCAGAAGGUUGAGAACCGGGAGUUCAAGGAGACUGUCUUGGAGAGCGUUUAGAGGGAUGCGAUCGGAGAGACGGUUUACGCUGUUUAAAUGGGAAUGGCUGGCUGGCUGCUUCUCUAGCAUUUUGUCGGGCGAAGUCAUGGUUAUCAUGGUGUCAACGUUAACGGGCGUUUUGAGCAGGUCAUGGUAACACGGUUCUCUUUUGCU
Molecule: messenger RNA, 924 nt
Organism: Dissoconium aciculare CBS 342.82
Lineage: Eukaryota; Fungi; Ascomycota; Dothideomycetes; Mycosphaerellales; Dissoconiaceae
Product: ribosomal protein S3Ae
Exons: 3
Coding region: 1-771 (256 amino acids)
Biological process (GO): translation
Cellular component (GO): cytosol; ribosome
Molecular function (GO): structural constituent of ribosome
Source: RefSeq, a predicted model, not a curated record